AUGAGUGAUUUUGAGCAUCUCAUAACAGAUGAUAACUCUUACAGUGGAUCAGACAGUGAAUCUGAAAUUUCUAUAAAUGAUUCUGGAAGUAAUGAAAGUUCGUUUUCGGACUUUUCAAGUGAUGAGGAAACGGAAAGUUCGGAUGACCUAACUCAAAUUCGAAACUUUUGUGAACUAGAUGUAACAAAUCCUCCUUUACCUCCACCUCGAUUUCCAUUCACAGCAAAUCCAGCUGUUCAUGUAAAUAUUGAUCUAAGUAAUGGAACUCUACAAUUUCUUGAUAUUUUCUUUGAUGAUAAUCUUCUUGAAAUUAUAGUUUCUGAAACCAAUAAAUAUGCAGAUCGGACCAUUCGGAGUAGUAAUCUACGAAGGAAAAGCGGAGCAAAAAAUUGGGAACCAACAACAAAGCGCGAAAUUCAAGUGUUUCUUGCUUUGAAUAUUUUACAAGGAAUUGUGAAAAGGCCUGAAGUCGAGCAAUACUGGAGUAAGAGACAUUCAACAUCAACUCCAUUUUUUUCCAAAAUUAUGUCUUACCGACGCUUUUAUCUUAUUCACCGGUAUUUACAUUUUUCUGAUGAUACCGAAUUUGAUGCUAAAACACAUGAGUGUCCAAAACUGCAGAAACUGUGCCCGAUCAUCAAGCAUUUGAAUACUCGUUACCGAGAAACUAUCACACCUGAAAGAGAUGUUACAAUCGAUGAGAGUUUGAUGCUGUACAAGGGAAGAUUACACUGGAAACAGUAUAUACCUCUAAAGAGAUCACGAUUCGGCAUAAAAAGUUUUAUUUUAUGUGAAUUGAAGUCAGGUUAUGUGUAUCAACUUAUUAUAUACACUGGGAAAGAUACACUUUUUGAUGAUAAUUACCAGCAUUUGUGCAAGUCCUCUCAAGUAGUGAUGACACUUAUGCAGCCACUGUUGAAAAAAGGUUACUGCCUAACGACAGACAAUUAUUACACAUCACCAGAACUUGCAGAUAUCCUUAUCAACCAUCAAACAGAUAUAUAUAUGGAACCCUCAAAAGUAGUAUUGGCCCCACUGCGUCGGCGGAAGUGA
Messenger RNA from Stegodyphus dumicola, 1053 nucleotides. RefSeq names its product piggyBac transposable element-derived protein 4-like. The record is from RefSeq and is a predicted model, not a curated record. NCBI's taxonomy places the organism in Eukaryota, Metazoa, Arthropoda, Arachnida, Araneae, Eresidae.